AAACGAACCAGUGUGCACACUGACUACAGCUCCUCCCACACAGGAGGCUAGUCACAUGGGCAUGACGUCAGCAGAAGUGCUUUAGUCCACUAGGACACAGCAUGUAGUAUGUGUUGCAGCUGAGUUUUGCAGAGCUGGUAAUCUUUAAAGAAAUGAAGCUGAAGGAGCUGGAGAGCUGCCUGCAACAGGUGGAUGUCUUUGAGAGCCCCAAGCUGCUGCUGGAGCAGUAUCCAACACGGCCACAUAUUGCAGCAUGUAUGCUGUAUACCAUCCACAACACGUUUGGCGAUAUUGAAGAUAAAGUUGUUGCAGAUCUCGGGUGCGGGUGUGGCGUACUCAACAUUGGGGCAGCGAUGUUGGGUGCUGGGUUGUGCAUAGGAUUUGAUAUAGAUGAAGAUGCACUGGAAAUAUUUAGGACAAAUGCUGAAGAAUUUGAACUUCCAAAUGUUGAUUUGGUUCAGUGUGACGUCUGCUCCCUGCAGGGUACCAGCCUGGAGAAGUCUGUGGACACCGUCAUCAUGAAUCCUCCAUUUGGUACUAAACAUAAUAAAGGCAUGGACAUGACAUUCCUGAAGAACGCUCUGCAGAUGGCAAGAACAGCCGUAUAUUCACUACAUAAAACUUCUACACGAGAACAUGUUCAAAAGAAAGCUGCUGACUGGAAGGUGAAGAUGGAAGUAAUAGCUGAGCUUCGGUACGAUCUACCAGCCUCAUACAAGUUCCACAAGAAGAAAUCGGUUGACAUUGAAGUGGACUUCAUUCGAUUCUCCUUUGACUGACAUUCUUUAUCUGAAGACUUAAAAUAGGUGUUCAAUAUUUUUUGUACUUUUAUUAAUUUUCUAAAAAAAAAAAAAAAAGAAAAAAUGAGCAUCUAAAAC
This is a messenger RNA of Hyla sarda, 878 nucleotides long. It is a transcript of the gene METTL5, whose product is annotated as methyltransferase 5, N6-adenosine. The transcript has 8 exons. Gene Ontology annotation, molecular function: nucleic acid binding; rRNA (adenine-N6-)-methyltransferase activity. NCBI's taxonomy places the organism in Eukaryota, Metazoa, Chordata, Amphibia, Anura, Hylidae. The record is from RefSeq and is a predicted model, not a curated record. Gene Ontology annotation, biological process: rRNA methylation. The coding region runs from base 153 to 779 and encodes 208 amino acids.